AUGAAUUUUAGAAAAGUUCCUCUUCAUUUUUGGGAUUCUGAUGGCUUAAGUAUAAUUGUUAGUUAUCUUGGAAGACCUAUUAUGAUGGAUAACCAGACUUUAAACCGCACUAGAAUGAGUUAUGCUCAAGUUUGUGUGGAACUUGAUGUUAAUUUUGAUUUUCCUACUUCUAUUCCUGUGGUUGUGGAUGGUACUAAGAAAUUUACAGUUGAAGUAGAGUAUUCAUGGAAGCCUCCUCGAUGCACACAUUGUCAUGUGUUUGGACAUAUUCUUAACGGAUGUGUUAAGCUUAAAAUUGAAAAAGUUGUUGCUGCUGCAGCUUCUGCUGAAAAACAAAAGUCUCAAGUGAAGGAAGUUUGGGUGGUGAAACAGUCUAAAGCCUCAAAAAGAAAUAGAGAAACAACAGUGGAGGAUGGUGUUACUCUUGAUAAUGCUAGUGAUUCUACCUCUUUGGCUAAUAUGAGUGGUGAUGAAAAUAGGGAACAAUAUGUGAUUCAAUGCUCUUUACCAACUAAUAAUAUCUUUACUGCCUUAGAUCCUGGUUCUUCAUCAAGGGUGUUAAUGGAUAUUACUCAUACUUCUAAUACAGUCAUUGGCAAUGGUUCUACUAGUGAAGUUCAUAUAUCAGUAUCAAAAGAAGACUCUCUUUCUAGUGGUUCUGCUAGAACUCAUUUUCCUGGUAAAUCCAGUUCUUCUAAUCCUUUUUCUCAGGGAUUGCAGGUUAGAGCUACUGACCUUAAAAAGGUUAGUAGACUUAAGAAGCCUCAUAUUCCUGUUCCCAAUAAUGUUUAA
Messenger RNA from Papaver somniferum (opium poppy), 792 nucleotides. RefSeq lists its product as uncharacterized. The transcript has a single exon. The coding region runs from base 1 to 792 and encodes 263 amino acids. Lineage: Eukaryota; Viridiplantae; Streptophyta; Magnoliopsida; Ranunculales; Papaveraceae. The record is from RefSeq and is a predicted model, not a curated record.